Molecule: messenger RNA, 2080 nt
Organism: Lytechinus variegatus (green sea urchin)
Lineage: Eukaryota; Metazoa; Echinodermata; Echinoidea; Temnopleuroida; Toxopneustidae
Product: lysosome membrane protein 2-like
Exons: 12
Coding region: 197-1663 (488 amino acids)
Cellular component (GO): cytoplasm; membrane
Molecular function (GO): scavenger receptor activity
Source: RefSeq, a predicted model, not a curated record
AUACGUGUUUUCUACAAAAUUAUAUCUGAAAUCAAGCCAUUCCUUAUUCAUUUCGCAUCUCUCUGUCUCGAUAUAGGCCUUCUACAGCACCUGGACAAUAUCAUAAAUACAGAGCAAAACAAUUAUUGCCCAAAGGCUCCUGUACUAAUAAUUUAAAGGCUAUUUUUCUGAGUAAAGAACGUUUCGGCCGCCGAUCAUGUGCCAGCCGACCUUAACCAAAGUAGCAGUGAAUGGCACAAUAGGGUCCAUCUUUCUUAUCUUGGGAUGUGUACUUAUACCAGUAGGAAACGACCUAGUUGCAUACUUCGUUGAAGAGGAUGUUGCCAUUCAGCCUGGUACCACAGCUUAUGAUUCUUGGUUAAGACCACCUACUCCAGUCUACAUGCAGUUCUGGGUAUGGGAUCUCACCAACCCGGAAGCAUUCCUAGACGGGGGUAUACCUCAUAUGGAACAGAAGGGACCAUAUACAUAUGAAGAACUUCGAGAUAAAGAUAACAUCACGUUUAAUCCAAAUUCCACGGUCUCCUUCAAACCAAGGACAACUUAUGUUUUUAGACAGGAGUUAUCUGUUGGACUUGAUACAGACACUUUUACAACAGUCAAUCUGCCAGCUAUUACACUAGCUAACCUGUUCAGAGUUGAUCCACGACUAGAGGCUCUCCAGUAUCUGUUAAACGAGCUUUCGGGCGCUACAACAGUCAUUGAGAUACCCGUAGCUGGAAUGCUCUGGGGGUAUGAAGAUGCCUAUCUCAAGGCACUGGAACCACUCCUAGGAAAUAUCAGCACGGAAUUUGGAAUUUUUAUGGGGAGUAACGGGACGGGCGAAGCUGUGUGGACUGUAAACACCGGUAAGGCUGAUAUAAGUAAGCUCGGUGAGGUCGAAGUUUAUGAUGGAAUGACGUCACUGGAAUGGUGGUCGGAUGAAUAUGCUAACAUGAUCAAUGGAACAGAUGGAACAGCUUUUAGACCGUUUCUCACGCCAGAUGACCAGCUCUAUGUAUUUGUAGAUGAUCUUUGCAGAUCCGGAUUUCUCUCAUACGAGUAUUCGGGUAAAAUCCGAGGUGUACCCGUCUCUCAUUUUUCGGUUCCAUCUCUUCUCUAUGCUAACGUGUCUUAUUAUCCGGAGAACCAAGGCUUUUGUACUCCUCCGGGCAAUUCACCCUGUGUACCAAACGGACUCCUCAAUGUAUCAAACUGCCAAGCUGGCAAUGCACCGAUAUAUUUUUCUUCACCACAUUUUCUCUUUGGGGAUCCGUCACUCUUUGCCGCAGUCAGUGGAAUGAAUCCUGUACAAUCAGAACAUGAAACAUCAUUUGAUAUUGAAAUGUUAACGGGAAUUGCUUUUCAAGUGAUGAAUCGUCUUCAAGUUAAUGUGAAAGUUGGUCCUAUGUUGCAAAUGACUGAUGCCCGGAUGGUAAAAGAAGCGUAUUUUCCAAUUUUGUGGCUGAAUGAGUCAUCGACAAUCGACAAAUACAAUGCAGAUUUCUUCAUAACAGACGUAUUGGUCCCUCAAUAUAUUCUUCUUGGUAUCAUUGUGGUCUUCAUUGCGGUAGGUGGUGGACUCUUCAUCGGUGCCUCCGUCACAUUCGUCAUCUUGAUGUAUAAAAAGCAGAAAUAUAAAAACAUGAAAUCGAACACGAAUGAGGUUCUGGUUAAGUCCUAGUGACGUUCUCAUCCACAUCAGCAAGGAAACCAAAACGUGUCGAAAUCAACAAUCAUUACGUCAUCUUUCCCACGAUAACGUAUUCUUAGUAUAGACUGUUAAAAAACCUGAUGUGCUAAUUUAAACCUAACACCUAUUGGCUGUCUUUAGAGGACCACACCACGAUGGGUUAACAUUACACACAAGAGAUUGAAAAUAACGCCACUGAAGUGUGUUAAGGUUACGGUGUUGUAAUAACACCCUUGGGUGUUGAACACUGUAAACACCGGAGUAAAAUUAUUGGCGUGGUUCCUGCUAGUAUAGCACCGUAGAAAGAUUUCAGGGCAUACACCUCUUAGCUCUUUCUUCUUUGACGAACUUUGAUAAUUAUAAAGACAUGCAAAUAAAUUCCCAAAAAUGUUUGAAAUAUAAUUAGAU